AUGCUUUUAAGAUUUCGUGGUCCUGAUGGAACAGUCCGCAUUGCUGUUGAAGCAAAUGAAACUUUUGGUCAACUUGGCGAUAAGCUUUUAAAGCUCCUUCCAGAGAACCUUGACCCAAGGACUCUAACACUUUCAAAUGCGCCCAGUGGCGGGGAGGUCAAACUACUCAUGGAGAUUGCAAGAGCCAAAGUAUCGCAGAUUGGUCUUAAGAAUGGUGAUAUGGUCUUCAUUAAUUAUAAACUAUUGGAUAAUCUUCCGAAUGGUAAUUCUACGACUUCCACCUCGACUACCCAUUCAUCCCAUCUUACCUCCUCAACAAAUCGUCUAAAUGGAAGCGCCGUUCUGCCAGAAUCAAUACCUGUCAAUGUUCCAGCUCAAGCAGUGACGUCGCCGUCCGAAAAGAUCAAGAACCCUUGGGAAGUAGUUCAACAAUCGGAUCUCGAUAAUAGGCUAGACAAGAAAGAUGGAAAAAUUCCCAGAAAGAGGGAUACGAAGAUGUGUCGGCAUGGUGAGAAGGGAAUGUGCGAUUAUUGUAUGCCAUUGGAGCCCUUCAAUGCGCAAUACUUGGCCGAGAAAAAAAUCAAGAACCUGUCAUUCCACUCAUAUCUGCGAAAGAUCAACUCGGCUACCAACAAACCAGAGUUAGGAAGCUCUUUUAUGCCUCCAUUGACCGAGCCAUAUUAUCGUGUGAAGAAGAACUGUCCAUCAGGACACCCUCAGUGGCCCGAGGGUAUCUGCACGAAAUGCCAACCUAGCGCAAUAACUCUACAACCGCAGGAAUUCCGAAUGGUAGAUCAUGUAGAAUUCGCGCAAGCAAGCCUUGUUGAGAAUUUACUUGUCUUUUGGAGGUCUACAGGCGCACAACGUUUUGGAUAUCUGUACGGUCGCUACGAGGAGUACACAGAGGUGCCGUUAGGAGUGAAGGCUGUUGUGGAAGCCAUCUACGAACCGCCACAAGUGGACGAACUUGAUGGAAUCACCUUGAACAAAUGGGAGUCCGAGAAAGAUGUCGACGAGAUGGCAAGAUUGUGCGGCAUGGAAAGAGUUGGCGUCAUCUGGACUGAUCUACUCGACUCAGGCGCAGGAGACGGGACUGUCAUAUGCAAACGACAUAUUGAUUCAUACUAUCUAUCGUCGCUGGAAAUUGCAUUUGCUGCGCGUUUACAAGCAAAGCAUCCCAAGCCCACGAAGUGGAGUGAUACCGGAAAAUUUGGUUCGAAUUUCGUUACAUGUGUAGUAACAGCCGAUGAGACUGGAGGAAUUGCCAUAUCUGCAUAUCAGGUCUCAAACACAGCCGUAGAAAUGGUUCGAGCAGAUAUUGUCGAACCCUCGGCUGAUCCUGCUGUGAUGAUCGUUCGUAGUGAAGGAGACGACGAUUCUGAUACGAGCGCACGAUACAUCCCCGAAGUCUUCUACCGAAAGAUUAACGAGUAUGGUAGAAGUGUUCAAGAAAAUGCUAAACCAUCUUUUCCAGUUGAAUAUUUACUCGUCACAUUAACUCACGGGUUUCCUAGCGAUCCCAAACCAGCAUUCAUGGCUAAGAACUCUUUCACUAUCGAGAAUCGUUUAGUCAUUGGCCAGGAACAAGAUAUCAAGGACGUUGGCAAGCAAUUGGGACUUGAUAAAAACGGUCAGCUGACCCAAUCUAGCGAUGGUGUCCUCGCAGUAUCAGACUUCCAUCUCCUCUGCUACAUUUAUAGUAUGGGAAUACUAAGCAAAGAAGAGAUGGCACUUCUCUGUCGCGUGGCUACACAGCACGAUUUAGCAGAUGGAUAUCAAUUGAUAGCAACACCUGGAUGGGCAAAUUUCCUUGCAAUUUUACAAUCGACUGGCUAG
Molecule: messenger RNA, 1836 nt
Organism: Sclerotinia sclerotiorum 1980 UF-70
Lineage: Eukaryota; Fungi; Ascomycota; Leotiomycetes; Helotiales; Sclerotiniaceae
Exons: 5
Coding region: 1-1836 (611 amino acids)
Biological process (GO): ubiquitin-dependent protein catabolic process
Cellular component (GO): nucleus
Molecular function (GO): ubiquitin binding; ubiquitin protein ligase binding
Source: RefSeq, a predicted model, not a curated record